Messenger RNA from Betta splendens (Siamese fighting fish), 782 nucleotides. Its product is annotated as troponin I, slow skeletal muscle-like. The record is from RefSeq and is a predicted model, not a curated record. NCBI's taxonomy places the organism in Eukaryota, Metazoa, Chordata, Actinopteri, Anabantiformes, Osphronemidae. The transcript is spliced from 6 exons. The coding region runs from base 107 to 559 and encodes 150 amino acids. Gene Ontology annotation, cellular component: troponin complex. Gene Ontology annotation, biological process: muscle contraction.
GAUGACGAUGAUGAUGAUGAUGAUAUGAUGAAGGCCGAGAAAGCCAAAGUAUUCGGCAACACGCCGACUGCAUUUGAAGUCCAAGCUGCUGAAGAAGGCAGCGUCCAUGCUGGCGGCUGAGAGCGAAGCAAAGAAGCAGGAGAAACAGAGGGUGGUGAACGAGUGCUUCCCGCCGCUGCAGCUGUCAGGUCUCUCCGUGCAGGAGCUCCAGGAUCUUUGCAAAGAACUGCAUCAAAAGAUUGAUGUUAUUGAUGAAGCUCGUUACGACAUGGAGGUCAAGGUGGCCAAAAAUGAUCAAGAGAUCCAGUCGCUGAGUCAUAAGAUCGUUGAGCUGAAGGGAAUGAAGAGGCCGAGUCUGAAGCGGGUAAAGAAAACGGCUGACGACAUGCUGGGCGCGUACAGCGACACCUCCAAGCUGAUGAAGGCCGACUUCAAGGUCAACCUGAAAACGGUGAAGAAAGAGGACGAUAAGAGGGAGGAGGUGACCGACUGGCGCAAGAACGUGGAGGCCAUGUCUGGAAUGGAGGGCAGGAAGAAGCUGUUUGAUGCAGGACAAUAAGAAGAUGCUUUGUCUGAAGUCAACGCUUGAAAUGUUUCCAUUACAAAUGAUAUAAAACUGUUUCUGUACAGUAUAAUCAACUAUAUGCACCAAAAUACCUUCAAUUAAAGCUUGAAUCCUCACAUUAUAUAAAGUUCACUGAUGCCACUGAUUGUCCUGAAGGCACUACCAUAAACUGUAUAAUACACGGUUUGCAUGAAUAAAGAGGCAGAUGAGCUCAUGA